This is a messenger RNA of Leucoraja erinaceus (little skate), 1560 nucleotides long. RefSeq names its product adrenoceptor alpha 2C (gene adra2c). The record is from RefSeq and is a predicted model, not a curated record. NCBI's taxonomy places the organism in Eukaryota, Metazoa, Chordata, Chondrichthyes, Rajiformes, Rajidae. The transcript has a single exon. The coding region runs from base 7 to 1245 and encodes 412 amino acids. Gene Ontology annotation, biological process: adenylate cyclase-activating adrenergic receptor signaling pathway; platelet activation; regulation of vasoconstriction. Gene Ontology annotation, cellular component: membrane. Gene Ontology annotation, molecular function: alpha2-adrenergic receptor activity.
CUUAGGAUGGAAAGUCAUGCCAAUUCCAGCUAUCUCAACGCUUCCCAUCUCUUUCCACCCUCCCAUGUUGGCGAGUACUCGCCAGCCGCCGUGGCUAGCCUCUCCGCGCUGGUGGGCGUCCUAAUCCUCUUCACCGUGGUGGGCAACGUUCUGGUGACCAUCGCCGUGUUCACCAGCAGAGCCUUGCGCCCUCCCCAGAACCUGUUCUUGGUGUCCCUGGCCGGCGCCGACAUCCUAGUGGCUACCUUGGUCAUACCCUUCUCGUUGGCCAACGAGCUGAUGGGCUACUGGUACUUCGGCACCGUGUGGUGCGAUAUCUACCUGGCUCUGGACGUCUUGUUCUGCACCUCAUCCAUCGUUCACCUGUGCGCUAUCAGCCUAGAUAGGUACUGGUCCAUCAUCAAGGCGGUGGAAUAUAACCUCAAGAGGACUCCUCGUAGGAUCAAGGGGGCGAUAGUCAGUGUGUGGCUGAUCUCGGCCCUUAUCUCCUUCCCACCCUUGUUGUCUAUGGAUAGGGCCAUCGAGGAGGACCAGACCUACCCUACCUGCCAACUGAACGACGACACCUGGUACAUCCUCCUGUCUUGCGUGGCUUCUUUCUUCGCCCCUUGCGUUAUCAUGGUCCUGGUGUACAUCCGGAUCUACCAGGUGGCCAGAAACAGGACCAGGAGCAUGUCGGUGAAGAGGAACGUCCCCGAGGGCUCGUCCCAGACCGAGGACCCUCCGAGCAGAGGGACAUCUCUCAGGGCGCAGAACGGUCACUGCGCCCCGGGGAGCUGGGGACAUCACGAGGAGCCUGUGGACAUUGAAGUGGACGAGAGUUCCACCUCGGAGGAGAAAGGACGUCGGAAACAGGCGGCCAAGAAGGACUCUUUCUCCCAGCGCUCCAGCCGCCUGUCCCGGUCGAGCAGCCGGUCAUUCGUAGUGUUUUCCACCCGCAGGAGGAGACGGGGCAGUCGCUCGUCCAGGAACAAAGCCUCUCAGGCCAGGGAGAAGCGGUUCACCUUUGUCCUGGCCGUGGUGAUCGGGGUGUUCGUUGUGUGCUGGUUCCCCUUCUUUUUCAGCUACAGUCUGUACGGCAUCUGCCGGGAGUCCUGCCAAGUGCCCGAAACACUCUUCAAAUUCUUCUUCUGGAUCGGUUACUGCAACAGUUCUCUCAACCCUGUCAUCUACACCAUCUUCAACCAGGACUUCAGGAGAGCGUUUAAAAAGAUCAUCUGCCAAGCGGGGAAAAGGCACUUUUAACGCAUGGUGUGCCAUUCUAAACCACUGACUGCUGGACUGCAUCUGACAAUACAUUGUAUAUAGUAUUAUGUGUACGAACCAGAUACAUUGUGUGUGUAUGUGUGUGCUAUAUGUGUGUGCAAUAUGCUGUGAAUCCGCUACAGAAAUACGUAAAUAUACUUUUUUAAAUUUGGUUGUAUUUUCAUUUUUAAAUAGAUAUUCUUAUUGUUAAUUAUGAUAAAGAUUUGGUUUUAACAGAAUCGCCUGUUAUAUAUACAUAUAUCAAUCCACAGGAUCUCCUGUUUUUGUCUGGUAUUUUGUAGUUAUUUUGUUAUA